Gigantopelta aegis is the source of this 6590-nucleotide messenger RNA. RefSeq names its product protein inscuteable homolog. Gene Ontology annotation, molecular function: protein binding; cytoskeletal adaptor activity. Bases 358 to 1899 code for a protein of 513 amino acids. Lineage: Eukaryota; Metazoa; Mollusca; Gastropoda; Neomphalida; Peltospiridae. The record is from RefSeq and is a predicted model, not a curated record. Gene Ontology annotation, cellular component: apical cortex. The transcript is spliced from 14 exons. Gene Ontology annotation, biological process: establishment of mitotic spindle orientation; regulation of asymmetric cell division; asymmetric cell division.
UAAUUUAGAGGCGGACUCUGCAGAAUUUACAAAUAUAAUUAUUUAUGGCCAUUUUAUUUGUUUUUAAAAUCUACAUUCUCGGAAUGCUCGAUUUGAAACAACUUAACUUUAACUGUUAAACUUAACAAGAACUGAACUGUCUGAAGAAAAGUUUGUUUUGUUUAACUUAACUUUAACGAUACCAGUAGAUCAUAUCAACUAUUGGAUGUCAAACAUUUGGUAAUUUUGACAUAUCCUGAACCUAUCGAAUUCCGUCUCAUUAACAGGAAAAUGAUAUUGGCUUGCUCAGUGACAGUCCAACAAUUAGAUUAGCUGGUUGACAACCAAUUAAUAGUGCGUCAUGUUGUUGUGACAGUCAUGGAGGGGAGGUCAAAAAGCCGCCGAAUGGAUGAUGCAGUUAAGAAAUGGUUGCUAGAGUUACGAGAUGUGACAGAAACGGAAUGUAUGAGUGUACUGCAGGGCAAGUCACUUAACUGCAAAAAAGACCCUGACCAAACCGCAUAUCUAGUCAACGAAAUAAAAGAUGUGGUCAACUCCAUCAGGACAGAAUCUAAUGCAAUCAGUUCAGAUUUUGACACUCUUUUCAGGAGUGUUGAGUGUGGAGACUGGAAACAUCUAGGUCACCAUGGUAUACAGGUUACCUGCCACAUUCGGUCCCUCAUUCAGCUGUGCAACAAGUGUAUCAGAGAACCACCUGUCCACAUUCUAGAGCAACAAGAACUUGUUAUGGGAGAAUGUGCUAAGCUAGCUCAAUUAGUUGAUGGUUUUAGUCAUGGAGGGCGGCUUCCAGCUAAGGUUCCACUUACAAACCAGCUGACAUAUCUUGGCCAGUCCUUCAGUCGACUGGUGGAUCAUGUUCUGGGAUAUCUAGUCCAGAAAUUGGUUGACUUGCUUGAUGAGGCCUCCGCCCCCUCAGCUGUAAACAGUGCAAUAGAAAGUUUCAUCAGUCUGGGACUGGAUGGAGAACACAUGUGUUAUAUACUUGCUAGAGAGGGAGGGGUGCGCUCCCUACUAGAUAUCUGCCGCACCGACUCGCUGGUAUUUGCUCACUCACAGGCUCUGAGAGCUUUGGCCACUCUCAGCUGUGUACCAGAAAGUAUUAUGGAGUUUGAAAGGGAAAAUGGUCUGGAGCUGUUAACCGAGUUGCUGUGUGAUAGUGCUGCCCCCGAGUGUGUGCAAGGAGAAGCAGCGGGUGUCGUGGCUCAGAUUACCUCCCCUUGUUUGGAACACAAUCAACACUUGGGUGGCUUUGUAGAUAAUAUUCAAGAUCUUCUUCAAGCUUUGCUUAAUCUAAGCCAAAAGACAAAAUCACGGGAGGUGUUUCUUUUAGCUGCAGCAGCAACGGCUAACAUGACCUUCAUUGACUCCACAGCGUGCGAGAUCCUACAUCAGAACGAGGCUCACAGGAUAUUAGUACAGCAGUGUUCAUUGCCAAAAGCGGGAUCCUUGUUUGCCAAAGAUCAGGUUGCCACCAUUCUGGCAAACAUGGCGGCUGUGAACAGUUGUCUGGUUGGUCUGACAGACAACCAAGGGAUUGAGCUGCUGGUCAGCUUCCUCAAGGAGAGUCCCUCACUGUGUGCCAGUGAAGCGGAGAUGGCCGCCUGUGAACGCGUCCAGCAGAAAUCAGCUAUUGCUCUCACCAGGCUGUGCAGAGAAGAGUCGUAUGCACAGAGAAUCAUUGAUCUGGAAGGCAUACCAAGAUUGGUAAAGCUAUGUCGAUCUUCGAGAGAAAGGAAUAACAGCGAUGCUGUUCUGGUGGCAAGUCUGGCUGCUCUGAGAAAAAUCUCUUCAACGUGCGGCAACAAGAACGUAAGUGAUGCUGAUGUCCAGCAGCUGAUAGCGCCAAGACUGAUGGACUCUUUCUUGAUGUGUUCCCGUAGUGACGAAAACUUUGUGUAAGGCACACUUUCCAUAUCUGCAUUUCUGCAAGCAGAUUACUCAGAGCUGGUUUAUCCUAGUAGUACAUGUAGCACGUGCUACGGGCCCCACACUUCAGGGGGUCCUGCGGUGAUGUGUACAUUUAUUUUACCCAGUAAAUAUAUAUCCUGGGAAGGAGGCCCUACUGUUAUUUGUGCUACAGGCCCCGCAGAUGCUUAAACUGGCUCUCGGAUUACUAUAUAAAAUUUGAUGUCAUCGAAGGGUACUUUUAAGCUGAAAAGUAAAUACUUUGCAUUUUGAUGUCACCUUGCUGAAAAACUUGCAUGCAGAAAAAAUCAACUCAUUCAUCAAAAAAUUUCAGCAUUCUAAUGCCAACACACGGAAUCCCACAUAUGGAAAAGGUACUGUGUAAAUGCACGGUAUCGAUAAGCUUGCAAACAAAAUUGCAUUAACGGAAAGUGGGCCUUACUUAGCCCUUACAAACCCAGCUGGUCUGGUUACUUACUGUGAUGUAUGUGGAUGUGACCAAGAAUUUUAGCAUGGGGUUUGUUUAAAAUAAAGAGCUAGUAUGUUUUGUGGCUAAUAUUUAAUUUUUAGAAGGUGAAGAACUGCAAGAGAGAAAAUGAAUUGCCAAAAGAGAGUUUGUUCACACCACCUGAAGCCUACCCUGGUGAAUCAUUAUUAUAGUGCGUCAAAGAUACUUAAAAAACAAAACAAAAAUUAUAUUUACACGGCAGAGGCCAAAAACACUUAGACAGAGCUUUAACAUUGAUAACAAAAAAAGCAAUGUAAACACGUAUCCCCUCACUCUUCAAUGUAACAGAAUUGACAGAGACAAUAUCUCCCUUUUAUAGUCUUCCACCUUUUUAUGAUUCAAGUCAAAUGAAAUAUGUUUUCAGAUUUUGUCUAAGAGGUUUACCUUUCAGAAUGAAAAGUCUCAACCUGUAGUUUUUAUUGCACUUACUUACAUGGAGUUACAAUCUUUGUUUUGAGUUACGUUCCGAGUCAUGAAUUGUUCCUGUAUAAUAUUACUGAUUGUUGUUUUCAUUAAAGUUAUAUUAAUGUUCUUCAUGUGGUUUCAGUAUUGCUAGAAAUAAAACCAUUAAAAUAGGAUGUUGAAAAUGUACUUUUAUGCCUUUAAACAUGCUAACCGAUGUAUGUCACCUUUAAACAUGUCCACUGUACACAUGUACAUUUUUUAUGUUUUAUUUUAUUGGAAUGUGAUCAGUUUUUGUAUUUACUAUGAGGGUGUGGUAAAAGGUGAAAUUCUGUACGUUGUGAAAAUAAUAGACAAUACGGAAGAAUAUGCAUUUUUCAACAAACUAUUCCUCCAUUUAUUUUCAGAACGAUUAUUGUUUUAUAAGUUUUAGAAGUAAAUUGGGACAUUUUUAUAUCAUUCUUAUUGCUAUAUUAAGAACAUGUACAAUUUUAUUUUAUUGUGAUGUAAUUUGAUUAAGUAGAAUUUUUUUAUUUGGAUGUUGCAACUAGACUAACAUUGUGCUAUGCAGAAUAAAGUAAACCACAGCUGGAAUUUGUUAUUUUAAUAUACUUUUAUUAUUGAAGUGCAAAAUUAAUUUACAAGUUGCAUUAUCUUGAUACAUAUACCGACAUACAGAUAUUCAUAUUUCCAACCGAUUAAUUUUCGAUUACAAUUGAUCAUUGGAAUUAUCACUGUUAUAAACUGCAUAUUGUACCCAGUGUUGGCUCAACUCAUAUUGUCAUGUUAAGCAUAUGAAUGUAUUAUUUUAUUAAUCAACAGUAUUGAGGUGUUGAUUAAUGUGUGAUGGAUGCCUGACACUGUCUAUGUCUUAACCUUCUUACACUAGUAUUAAUAUUGUAAACCAGGAAAAAAAUGGGUGCACAUAAAUUUCACAAUAUUCGUGCCCAACUAUACAUUAAGAAAUUUAUAUUUGGUACAGAAAAGUCUCAUCAAGAAAAUGUUCUCUGUGAGCUACAUUGUACAUUAAAAAGCCAGCAGUUAGUAAUUAAUACCAGUAAUAGUACAAUAAAUGUUGUGUAAAGGUGUAUGUGGAAUUUUUUAUAAUAGCUUUUGCAGCAGUUUGCUUCUAUAUCUAUAACAUGAUCAAAAUGGUAAAUCUAUGUGGAACAAAAUCAAAAGCUGUUGUUCACUAUGUAUAAUAAUUUGCUAAACUGUGGACACAAUUCUCAUCAUCCAUUGUACUUGAUUGGGGUAUUCUAAAAUAGUUCCAUCUAUGUAGGUUAUUGAAUAUAGAACAAAAAUGUGAAAAUAGGUCCAAAAUGUUAUGUUGGCUAUAUUGAAUACUGAAUGAUAGCUUUAUAAGAUAUUGUUCUGUACAUAUUAUAUUGCUCAGUAAUUACAUUUCAUCAAUCAAAAUGGAAUUUUACUCCCAACAUUCCAUUUUUUUAAACAAUAGUGAAAUUUGUCAUUACCACAAAAACAGUAUGUUUAAGAUUUAGUACUUACUAUACAGUUUAAAAAUAUCCGUCCAAUAAAUACAUGUAUCAUGAAGUUUUUAAAGGUUUAUGGUCUUGUUUUAAGUAAUAACAUCAGUUUUUGCUAAAAAAAAAAAAAAAAACAUUAAAAAAAAUUCAAAUUGAUGUAUAGAGGUUAUAAUUAUUACCAAAGUGUGUUUUGGUAUUGUCAGUAUAAUAUUAAUUGUAUUAAUACAUUUUCUAUUAAGUGAGCCUCUGGCAAGCAUGUUAAUACUAUAUUUUUAUUCCUAAUAUAUGAUGCUAACGAUACUGAAACAAACAAGGGUAAUAAUCUCUUAAUCAUAUAAUCUCAAGCUGAAUAUAAUAUCUUUUUUAUAAACUUUAUACUCUGCUAUAAUACCAGUCAGCCAUUACUGUAUAUUCAAAUUAUGUAUGAAUAAAUAAUGUUGGAUCUUUUUGAAUGGAAAUAAUGUCAAUAGUAGAAAGAUGUCAUUUGAAUAACCCUACGUAAAAACAAUUUUGUUCAUAACAUUUUUGUUUUCAAAACGCUGGACAACUUUCAAUGUAAAAUUGCUAUUGAAAUGUUUUUGUUUGAUGACUAGGAAUUCAGUCAUCAGUUUUUUAGAGUCGGCCUAGUACAUUUGCUUUCAUGUCAAUAAAUGUAUUCCCAUGAACUGAUUAAUUUGCAUCUAAUUUUUUAAACUUUUAAAAUUUUAAAAAUAUGCAUUGUGAAAAAUACCACAGUUUUAUUACAUUGGAUAGGCCUGCCUAUUAUAUGAUAAACUGUAAUAGCCUUUAUUUUUAUGGGCUAAAAUAUCUGUGGUAUUGUUAAAAAAAAACAACAUUGUGUACUUAAAUUUGUAGAUCAAAAGGCUGUAUAGGAAAAAUUGUAUUAUAUGUAUGAAUGUAUUUUAUUUCCAUUGUGUUUUUAAAUUCAUUGACUGCACUAUUCCAUGAAUUGCACAAAAAUUAGGCCACUUUGAACAAAAUUGAUAUACCUAUUACAGAAAUUCUCAAAAUUGUCCUACUAUUUCUGUCCCGGGUCAGAUCACUGGCUAUCCAGAGACUGGACCCAAGAUGGACAUGCCCGAAACCUUCGUGGUACAAGGGCAUGUAAAAAUACUCUAAAGUCAAAGUACAGAAGUUAAUGACACAUUAUGUUUGACUUUGCAACUCUUGGCAUUCCUUUUGUUUUUGUCACAUCACACCUGUAUAAAAUCAAUUAUUUAAACUCUUUUUUUUGUGUUUUAAAGUAAACUGAUUAUUAUAUGAGCUUGUGUGUCAUACUGAUAUUACGAAACAAGUGUUUAAGAUUUUUAUAUUGCCCGAGCGAGAGUUGGGGUAAUACAUGAAUCCUGACACGAAUUUCGUAAAAUCAGUACGACUUACAUGAUUAAUAAAAUCAAGUUUUCAGAGGUUCACACAUAAAGUGUUUGCUUCCUGGCUCUGUAUACAUUUAAAUGUUGGCACAAAGCAUUCAUUUACAAAUCCUUGUGUUGUCUUGGUAAUGUAUAGCUGUUAAGACAGCAUUGACACGGAAUGUGUUAGUAAGUCUCUAUGCAAACAUCAGAAUGGGUGAACAUGGUGACAUACUGUUGAAUGAAUUGUCACAUUGUUUGAUGUGGGGUUGUUGUUGGAUUUCUGUCUGUGUGUGUUACAUGUUAUGCUGUGCCAGUUAAAGUGUUCAUUUCAGUAAUUGGUGAUUGGUUUUAUUCUUUGAAAGUAUUGGUUUUAUUUGUUCAUAUCCAGAGGUGUAACUAGUACAUGUACUAAGAAGCUUGAACCUACAAAAAGGGCGAGUCCGUGAGUUUGUGAUGAGAAAACUAGAUUUAAAACAUGUUCCUUUUUUUCAAAUGUUCUCCUCAAAAGAAAAGGAUUAUUUGAAUAAUGUUUUGUUUACAAACUUUUUGUUCUUCAAGUCUUAGUUACAUCUCUUUUAACAUGACUGAAGUCCAUUGAUCGAAAACUUUAUAUUUUAUUAUAUUGCUCCAUGGUGGGGGUGUUAUUUUAGUUUUGUUAAACACAUUCCAGUAUUUUAUUAUAAAUGUCAGCCAUAUUUCAAACAUAGAAUUUCUCAGAUGUUCAUGUGUUACACAUUUUUGAAGCAUUCGACUAAUUACAUGUUUAUGCUCUUAGUAUAUUUUUGUAUACAUUUGUGCAAUUUAUUUUAAACGUUAACAGUAUUUUUAUUAUAGCUACUGUACAGUUGAUCUUGGAGGUGAAAUCACCUUGUUGUAUAUUUUUAUUAUUGUUAUUCAAUACUCAUACAGAAACAAAUAAAGACGAUGUCAGUUACU